This is a messenger RNA of Scatophagus argus, 1180 nucleotides long. Its product is annotated as retinal homeobox protein Rx2-like. Gene Ontology annotation, molecular function: RNA polymerase II cis-regulatory region sequence-specific DNA binding; DNA-binding transcription factor activity, RNA polymerase II-specific. The transcript is spliced from 3 exons. The coding region runs from base 24 to 998 and encodes 324 amino acids. NCBI's taxonomy places the organism in Eukaryota, Metazoa, Chordata, Actinopteri, Scatophagidae. Gene Ontology annotation, biological process: positive regulation of transcription by RNA polymerase II. The record is from RefSeq and is a predicted model, not a curated record.
AUAAAGUGUCUCUAAAGGCUCGGAUGCAUUUGUCAAUGGAUACUUUGGGAAUAGUGGACGAUAGUUGCCUGGACAACUAUGACAUGGCAAAAGGUGCUGGGUCAAGCAAUGGUGGCAGGGUCCACAGUAUUGAUGUCAUACUAGGAUUCACUAAAGACCAGGACCCUUUACUCCAUUCGAUGGGAGAUGAUGAAAGCCAAAAAACGAAAAAUGUGGAAAAUCCACAACACCCCGAGAAGCAGGUCCCGUCAGAUCCUUACGGACACCUUUCAGAACUGGGUGACAAUUCCCAACCAUCUUCCUAUCAUGAAUCUGAGCUUUUCUCUGGGGACAAGUGUGAUGAGGAAAUGAGCAACCUGCAGAGGGAACUUGACAUUGCUGAGGGGUCACCAGAGACGACUAAAGAGGAAGAGCACACGAAAAAGAAACACAGAAGAAACCGUACCACGUUCACAACUUAUCAGCUGCAUGAGCUGGAGCGAGCGUUUGAGAAGUCCCACUACCCGGACGUCUACAGCCGUGAGGAGCUGGCAAUGAAAGUUAACUUGCCUGAGGUUCGAGUUCAGGUGUGGUUCCAGAACCGAAGGGCCAAGUGGAGACGUCAGGAAAAGAUGGACACUAGCGCCAUGAAGCUCCAUGAUUCUCCCAUGUUAACCUUCAAUCGCCCCCCUCCAAGCGUGGGGCCAGUGGCCAACCCGAUGCCCUUAGAUCCCUGGUUGACCUCACCCAUCUCCAGUGCCACACCCAUGCAUACCAUCCCAGGGUUCAUGGGUUCACCACAGGGACUGCAGCCUUCCUACCCAGGCCACAGCUUCCUCAACACACCACCUGGCAUGGUCCAAGGUAUGCAGCCGAUGGGCCCUCCGUCCUAUCAGUGCCCGCCCAGCUUCAAUGAUAAAUACCCAGUGGAGGAUGACAGGAGCUCAAGCAUCGCAGCACUCAGGAUGAAGGCCAAAGAGCACAUUCAGUCAAUGGAUAAAACCUGGCAGCACAUGUGAUCCGAUGAGGUACUGUGGACAGAUUUUUGAGUUGCCCCUCGCACCCGUGAAUGUUUACAAACUGCUUUUCUACUGUUUUUCUCAUGUACCAGCGAAGAAGGUACAUGACACCAAAGGAGUCGUGAGCAACUCUUCCUGUGAUUCUCUUUUUAAAAAUUCACUUUAAAAAUGUAAUUAAAUUU